This is a messenger RNA of Ornithodoros turicata, 2692 nucleotides long. RefSeq names its product retinol dehydrogenase 14-like. Gene Ontology annotation, molecular function: oxidoreductase activity. Lineage: Eukaryota; Metazoa; Arthropoda; Arachnida; Ixodida; Argasidae. The record is from RefSeq and is a predicted model, not a curated record. The coding region runs from base 366 to 1610 and encodes 414 amino acids. The transcript is spliced from 8 exons.
GUGGUUGCACAGUGUCGUCUGCUACGCAUUUUCCGUCUGUUAAAGUUUAGCCGUUUCGCGUCUUCGACAUUCGUCGUCCAUUGGAUGACUUCUUCUGGAAAGGAUUUCUGGUUUUGUCCCAGCGUCUUUCUUGGAGAGAAGUGUUUUGUUUGCGUCGUCUGCUAGUUUCCUCCGUGGAGGACUGAGCUUCCGUGAAGCAACCGGAUUCCAAGUUUGGCAUUGUGAAGAUACGUGAUAUGAUGGUGCCAGUAGGAGAUGGUGAUUUUGCUGCGAUAUAGGAAGUUUAUUGAAGGACUUUCUUAAAGUGCAGCAAAUCAACAAACGACAGUCCCACUCUCCCGACGAGACGUGUUGCAACACCUGCCAUGCCAGACCCGAGUAGUCCCACGGGAGCCGGCUCGAGUCCCGGGUUGCGAAGCCGCCGAACUGCUCUCGCAAAUGCUGCGGCGUUCGCGAUGGUCAUCCUCUCUGGGUAUCUCGCAGCGACGGCGAGGAAUCAUAAGCACUGGAGCAGGAUGGUCGAAGGUCAGCCGACUGUCGGAUUUGUGCAGCGCUUGGUGGUGACGUUAAACCGAUUUCAACAUCCAGCGCUUUUGGCGACGGGCAGUGCCAUGGUCGUGCUGUUGAUGAUCAGACUUGUCAACAAGAUGAGUCAUGGGAACAGUUGGAGGGACGAUUCGGACGACCAAAACAUGUUGGGACAGACUGUCAUUGUCACCGGUGCCAAUGCAGGUAUAGGGUUUGAGACGGCAAGAGACCUGGCCCGCAGGCGGGCCCGCGUCAUCCUGGCCUGCCGAUGUCGCUCUAAAGGGGAGGAAGCUGCACAGAUCAUACGGCAGGAGACCAACAACGCAGCUGUGGUAUUCCGCCACUUGGAUGUCAGUUCUUUGCGGUCCGUGCAGACAUUUGCGAAGGAAAUACUGGCUUCGGAAUCAAGGCUGGAUGUCCUCAUCAACAACGCAGGCAUCACGAGCCCAAAAGGAAGGAGGUUAACCAAAGAAGGUCUAGAAGUUACCAUGGCAACGAAUUAUCUUGGACCAUUUCUGCUGACCAAUCUCCUACUAGAGCUUCUUCAGCAGAGCUCUCCGAGUCGAGUGAUCAACGUGACAUCGUCUCUGUACCACCUGGGAAGGUUGGACUUGCAGGACCUGAACUCUGAGAGGUCGUACGGCGGAGUAGAGGUCACCUACGCGACAAGCAAGCAGUCACUCAACCUUUUCACUGUGGAAUUGGCUAGGAGACUUCGUGGCACGGGAGUGACUUCAAAUGCUGUGCAUCCCGGGAUCGUCGCCACAGAGUUCAACAGCAAGGAACACGACUUCCGGCAUUUCUUGUGGAACGCCUUUCUGCACAUCUUUGGGAAGACGCCGCAAGAGGGCGCACGAACUUCAACCUACCUUGCAACAUCGCCGGAAGUUCAGGACGUCACUGGGAAGUACUUCGUGGGGUGUCAGGAGGUUACGCUUUCGCAGAAGUCGCGCGAUCCCGACGUAGCCGUCAGGUUGUGGAACAAGACCGAAGCCCUGGUGCAGAGAACUCUCAGCAGCCUGGAAGUGGAAGAAACUCGCGUGCUCGAGGUAGUGGCCAGCGUAAGGAACAUGGGAGUGUGAAAGUGUACCCAGUACAGGGUGCAUGGAGUCUGAAGCGCAUAAGGUUGCGGUAGAAGAAGCAACCUCUGUUUCCUGACAGUGAAAGACUACUGCGGAAGAAAGGCACGAGCCUUCUGCUAUUGCCUUUGCAAGAUGAUAAUGCUGGAAACGAUUAUCAAUGAAAAAAUGGCUAGGGAAGCGAGCUGGUGAAGAUGAUGCAUAAUGUAAAACCCCGAGACUAGGGAUCACGAAGUCUCAAACAUUGUUUGAGAAGUGUUUGAGACUUCGUGUUGUGUCUGUCCCUUCGUGUUCCCUAUAGUCUUGGGGUUUUACAUUAUGCACGACUAUCAAGACAGAGCGAAUGGGCAGCAGACGAAACGGAGUUUCGUGUACGGACUUAUAUAGGCAUUUUGAGACGGUUCAGUUCACGAUAGACGUGGAAGUAUUUGUGUAUCCGUAAGGUCGUCUCGUUCUGUCAGUGCUACGAGGAGUGCCAUAAAGGAUAAGUAGGAAAUACGUGAAGCUGCAUGCGUAUUUCCUGGUAUUUUGUACGUGCGCAUAUGACGCAUCGCACUCAUCGACUCGUGACUCAUCGUUGUGCAGGGAAUAGAACGAAAGAGGGGAAAAAAUGCUCACUUUUCAUAGCAUUAUAUUGGAAGCAAUCUCGUGAUUUGACGCAAGGAGUCACAGCUCGAAAUAUCAAGAAAAGUACCUCCGAUAUUAUGAGCGUGUUUCUGAUGGUACGCAAAGCGCACAUUGCCGCUUCGUUCGCUCACAAAUUACUCCUGGGUGCACCGCAUGAACACCGUUCCCUUUAUAUUAGUGUCUAGGUAAGGAUAUCUGAGGGAGAAGAGGAAAGUGUAGUGUGGUAGAUCAAGAUCUUCUUGCGAAAUGAAGCACCGCACUGAUAAGGCACCAUCCAGCCACCAUCACAAGUUCUUGAACUUUUCGGUACAUUGCGCUGUUGUGAAUCCCCGGAUGUGUGCCACAGAAAGAAUUCCAAAAUUAUAAGGAGGUGACCCGUUUAAUCUUCAAUUAUAUUUUGGUAUAUGUUCCCAUGGUUUCACGAGCGUAAAUAAAUCUCCAGUAAUAAUAGCGUAUAA